Molecule: messenger RNA, 1684 nt
Organism: Pistacia vera
Lineage: Eukaryota; Viridiplantae; Streptophyta; Magnoliopsida; Sapindales; Anacardiaceae
Product: flavin-containing monooxygenase FMO GS-OX-like 4
Exons: 7
Coding region: 118-1497 (459 amino acids)
Molecular function (GO): N,N-dimethylaniline monooxygenase activity; NADP binding; flavin adenine dinucleotide binding
Source: RefSeq, a predicted model, not a curated record
AAUAUAAAACACACCCAUGUCAUCCUCGGUCUCUCAUUUAUUCUCUAAAAUAACACGCCAAACGGCCGCUUGCAAACUCAUUAUUCACACCAGCUAAUUCAAUUCAUUAGUCAUAUCAUGACCCAAUUCAAUCUGCCCACCAUGUCUCCAAUUCAUUCCCGCCACGUGGCAGUAAUAGGCGCCGGAGCCGCCGGUUUGGUUGCGGCUCGUGAGCUUCGUCGAGAAGGCCACAAGGUUGUAGUCCUGGAGAAAAACGACCAAAUUGGCGGUACGUGGAUUUACACUGAUCGCGUUGAAUCCGACCCUCUUGGUUUAGAUCCGAAACGACCCGUCAUCCAUUCUAGUAUAUACGGUUCCCUUCGGACCAACUUACCACGAGAGUUAAUGGGUUUUAAAGAUUACCCAUUCGUAAGCCGAAACGACGGGUCUGGAGACCCGAGAAGGUUUCCGGGUCAUACGGAGGUUUUGAAGUAUUUGAAGGAGUUUGCGAGAGAGUUCGGUAUUGAAGAAAUGGUGCGGUUUGAAACUGAAGUGGUGAAUGUUGAAUUGAUGGAUAAUAAUAAAUGGAAAGUAAGGUCUAAAAAAAUAAAUAAUAAGGAUAGUUUCGAUGACAUAUAUGAUGCUGUAGUUGUUUGUAACGGGCACUAUUCUCAACCUCGUAUUGCUGAAAUUCCGGGCAUCGAUUCAUGGCCAGGGAAGCAAAUUCAUAGCCACAAUUAUCGUACUCCGGAACACUUUCGAGAUCAAGUCAUAGUUUUAAUAGGGAGUUCUGCAAGUGCCGUUGAUAUCUGCAGGGAUAUUGCUGGAGUUGCCAGAGAAGUUCAUGUUGCUUCCAGGUCAGUUGCGGAUGGAACAUAUGAAAAGCAACCUGGAUACGAUAACAUGUGGCUUCAUUCCAUGAUAGAAAUUGCCCUUAAAGAUGGAACUGUGGUCUUCCGAAAUGGCAAUAUGGUCCUUGCUGAUGUAAUUCUACACUGCACUGGGUACAAGUAUCACUUCCCAUUUCUUGAUACCAAUGGCUAUGUGACUGUGGAUGAUAACCGUGUGGGGCCACUAUACAAGCAUGUUUUUCCACCAGGCUUGGCCCCAUGGCUUUCUUUUGUUGGUUUACCAUGGAAGGUUAUCCCCUUUCCCAUGUGUGAAUUGCAAAGCAAGUGGAUAGCUGGUGCUUUAUCAGGUCGUAUAUUGCUUCCUUCUCAGGAGGAGAUGAUGGAAGACACUAAAGCCUUUUAUUCAACACUUGAAGCUUCUGGAAUACCUAAGCGGUAUACACAUAAUUUGUCUGAUUAUCAGUUUGAUUAUGAUAAUUGGCUUGCUGGACAAUGUGGGUGUGAAGGGGUUGAGGAAUGGAGAAUUCUAAUGUAUCUUGCUGCUUCCAGUAGCAGACGCACUAGACCAGAGACAUACCGUGAUGAAUGGGAAGACGACCACCUGAUCUUGCAAGCCCAGGAAGAUUUCAACAAUUACCCCCCAAUGAAAAUAUCUAGUAAUAUUUAAACUGAAAGUGGCCACACUCAAAUAGGUGGUGUUGUAUGUUCUUGUCAAGAAUAAAUAAAUAAAAUAAAAAUGAAAACCUUGUUAUAAUUUAUUUUUCUAUAAUUCAUUAAUGUAAAUUGCCUAUUUAACAAACCUCAAGCCAAGCAUUGUAGUUUGAAAUUAUCAGAAUGGAAUUAUGAUUUAUACA